ACUCUAACACAUGUGUGAGCUUUACUUCCUGGUUAGUCAACAUGGCGGGAGAAGGGUGGUUGGUUUUCAUGGCGGCUGUGUCAGGUUGUUGGAUACACCACACUCUGGGUAUCAGCUGCCCGAUAGGAAGGUUCGGAGACACCUGUAGCUACUCCUGUCACUGUACUCCGACCUGUAACCAGACAACCGGAGUCUGCAGCGGUGCAUGUGAUCCUGGAUGGUUUGGUGGGAAUGGGCAAACCUGUCAGAAAGGGAACGUCGCCUUCAACAAGACAGCAACUUCGUCCAUAACUAACUACGCAAAGGACAGCUGGACUGCAGACAAAGUUGUAGAUGGGAACCGGGACCAGUAUGUGUCCGGCAACUCCUGUUUUCACUCUACUUUUAAUCAAAGAGCUAUGUGGACAGUGGACCUGGGACAGCAGUACAGGAUACAUGACGUCAGGAUAUACAACCGGGUAGGACAUAUUGAGCGGAUCAGGACUGCUGUCCUCUCCCUGAGUAACUCCAGCAGCCCCACGCCCGGCGUCAACUGCUACACCUUCCCCUCUGACACAGCUAAAACAAACAACAGCGUGUACGACGUGCCGUGUGGUGGCACAGGGAGAUACUUCACCAUCACACACAGCACAGUGCUAAAUCUGUGUGAGGUGGAGAUUUAUGUUUGUAGCCCAGGAGUCUUCGGCGAUAGCUGCACUCAGUUCUGCCAUUGCCUCCAAGCAACGUGUGACCCAGUCAGUGGUGUGUGUCCAGGAUACUGUAGACCAGGGUGGCAGGGAGAGAGAUGUGAUACAGCAUGCUCAAGUGGAAGCUAUGGACAGAGCUGCAGCAACUCGUGUACCGACAGGAAGUGUGCGGGAGACUCGCCAUGUGAUCACGUACGAGGGACAUGUGUUUCCGGGUGUGAGCCAGGGUGGAUGGGUGAAGACUGCAGAGAAGCAUGCUCAAGUGGAAGCUAUGGACAGAGCUGCAGCAACUCGUGUACCGACAGGAAGUGUGCGGGAGACUCGCCAUGUGAUCACGUACGAGGGACAUGUGUUUCCGGGUGUGAGCCAGGGUGGAUGGGUGAAGACUGCAGAGAAGCAUGCACAAAUGGAAGCUAUGGACAGAACUGCAGCCACUCUUGUAUUGACAGGAAGUGUGCAGGAGACUCGCCAUGUGAUCACAUAAGAGGAACAUGUGUUUCCGGGUGUAAGCCAGGAUCGAUGGAUGAAGACUGCAGAGAAGCAUGUGAUAUAAAUCAUUACGGAGCUAACUGUGACAAGACAUGUGCCUCCAGACACUGUGUGGGGAACUCUUCCUGUAGCGCAACAGGGAACUGUGACAGGGGAUGUGAUACAGGAUGGGCACAAGCGGACUGUACAGAAGAUGCGAGGUGUGUACAACCCGCCGGGUACAACGCGAACCAGUUGGCUGUCGCAGUGGUUCUUGUAUUCGUGGCUGGUGAUGUAGUAGGUGCCAUUGUCAGUGCCGUUAUCUGGAGGAGAAGGAACAGAUGCCUACACAAGACAUCUGAAUCGCGCCCAACCACUGUAUCACUCGUUCCAACUGAACCACCGCAGGCCAGUGAUGACGUUGGCCCAGAAACUAGGCCAUACGACAGUCUCAAUGCCGUCUCAUAUGACGCCAAGAUGAAAGGAGAGCCUUACUGCACCGUUAAAUCUGGCCAAACAAAUGCAAAAACUGAUGCCACUGUUCUGACGUCAUGUGACGUGUCCGACUCUAUCGCAGCAGGGACCUAUGAAACCCUUGACAACACGUCACGGGGAACGGAUGGUGAAUACAGUGAGAUCGGGAAGGUUAAGUGACUCUCUAUUGACAAACUUACUGUUUAAAUAAAAUGAUAUAUAAGUACUUGAAGGUAUAUUCGCAAAAGGUGCCCUUUAGCUCUAAGAUUUAUUUCUAUGUUUGUGGGUUUAAAAUUGUAAUAAACAAAUUAAUUAUUUACGUAUUUCUGUAGUCUGAUGUCUAUAUUGACGCACAGACACUACACAGACACAGUUACAAUGUGAAUUGUUUAAGUUCAAUGAGAGCUAUGUUGUAACCCAAUGUCCCCUGAUGUGAACUGAUAAUAUUAAUACUUAAGACCUAACGUAAAUGUAUUUAUAUUUUGCUAAAUAUAAGUUAUAGGUGGCGUUUAUCUUAUAAUUAAAGUUUUGGCUGUGCAUACAUGAAGACCUUGUCAUUAUGGCGUCACCACCUUUGUUUGCGGACGGUCAACUGAAAUACAUGGACAGGACAAAGUUAUAUGAUCUGUUAACUUGUAAAUAUUUGUAAUAGACGAUUCACUUGAUGCAUUGCGAUUAUGUAUUAUUAUAUUGAUGAUAUAUGAAAAUAAUCUUCAAAAAGUAACAACAUUUACAUGUUUUCAUCAGGCAUAUAAAAUUCACAUGCUAUGCUGACAGGAAAAUAGUCUACGUCGUACUGACACAAAUCGUAUUUUAUCAAAAAUACCACCUUUCACAUGUUGUAAACCUAUAGCUAGGUAAACCCAGAGUAGAAGUAUGUGUAAUGGGUUAUUGCAUCCGUAGCCUCAGGCCACGCUUUUUAUCUCUAUGCCCCAUGAGCCUUUAGUGUCAUUAAUAUUGUUUGACUAUGAUAGUCACAUGUUUGUUAUUGUUUUAAUGUCACGCUUUGUUUUCUGUAUAUGAGUAUAUGUUUAUGUGCAUAAACAAUGUCAAUAAGAAAACGUGUGACGACUGUACUCAGUCUGGAAUUAUUUACUCAAAUUCUAAAAUAUAUCACUCACAAGUUGGAUUACUUAACAUAGAUAACUUAAACACUUAUUUGAUUUUUUGCUUUUUGAUUAGUUUACAUCUUUGCAAUUAUUUUGUAAUUAUAUACGAUCACUGGCGCUUCAUCAAUAAACGGAAUCCAAACUCAC
Messenger RNA from Haliotis rufescens (red abalone), 2884 nucleotides. RefSeq names its product multiple epidermal growth factor-like domains protein 10. The transcript is spliced from 11 exons. The record is from RefSeq and is a predicted model, not a curated record. Gene Ontology annotation, molecular function: scavenger receptor activity. NCBI's taxonomy places the organism in Eukaryota, Metazoa, Mollusca, Gastropoda, Lepetellida, Haliotidae. Bases 42 to 1808 code for a protein of 588 amino acids.